Molecule: messenger RNA, 2457 nt
Organism: Ooceraea biroi (clonal raider ant)
Lineage: Eukaryota; Metazoa; Arthropoda; Insecta; Hymenoptera; Formicidae
Product: G-protein coupled receptor Mth2-like
Biological process (GO): cell surface receptor signaling pathway; G protein-coupled receptor signaling pathway
Cellular component (GO): plasma membrane
Molecular function (GO): G protein-coupled peptide receptor activity
Source: RefSeq, a predicted model, not a curated record
ACGUUCGACGUCUAUGCAGUGAUGUUUAUUGCUCGAAACCUUGUUUUUUAUGUACUUGGCGUCGCGACGCUACCGCGUCGCUUGAUAGAGGAAAAAAUCAAUCUUUUUUUAUUUUAUCGAUUUGUGCUGCAAGAUAUGAUUAUCAGAUCAUUAUACGAAUGGCCAAAUUAUCAAUAUUUAUUAUUAACCCUUUGAGUGCUAUGGGCAUAUAUGCGUCCGGAGAAAAAUAUUGGCAUGUUAAAUAUUUUAUUUAAUAUAGCGUAAAUAAAGAAUUAAAAUAGUAAAAUAGAAUUAAAAAUAUUUAGUUGCACGGUGUAUAGUCAAUUGGUAUUUCGAGUACGCGGUACGCGAGAAAGUAUCCGUUCACAGCAAUCACAAUUGCGAGCCGCGCGCGUGCCGUCAACAGAGCGUUUAAAUCUGAAGAGCUUCACACUCAAAGAGUUAAAUAUUGAAAAAAUUGCAUUCAUUAUUGCUUCCUGAAGAAAUAAAUGUAUAUUGCUUGAUAUAUAUAAAUGAUACGUAUAAAAUAUUUAUAAAAAGCAAUACAAUGAAUUACAUUGCAUUAAUUAUGUAGUUUUUUACUAUUAUUACGUGAUACAUACGGGCCUGUCAUUCCUUAGAGAGUUAUAACGUUAUCGUUCUCAGUAUCAUAUCCACUAAUUGCAUGCGGUAGUGAGUAAUGUGACUUCCGUGAAGAAUGCCUCGGAAGAGAUGUCAAUUUGCAGCCGCGGCACAGGGUUUACCGUAGUCACAUUCAUAACAUCAUUACAUUAAUUAGUACAGAAUAAAACUGCAUGUAGGAAGCAUGCUGCUUCUUGUGUUUUUCACAAUCCUAGUGACGGUCACCGCUUUAGAGAGUAAUCGAUCGGAGAAAAAAUCUGAAGAAUCAUGGAAAGGAAAUUUUACCCCAUAUAUUCAUUUGGAGACAUUGAAUGAUAGCGAGGACAACGCUGAAAAGCCUCUUGUGCCGCUAUGCUGUCAUAUUGAUGCAUUUCUUAUUAAAGACGAAUGUGUGAAAGAUGCAGCGAAUGAAACGAAGGCAUUACAGUUCCCAACUAUUUAUGGAACCAAUCUUACCGUACCGUUAAACAUCACCGUGAAUGAUCUCCGAAAGCAUUUCUCGUUCGUGGUACAGCAUCCAUGCGAUGGGAAUCGAUCUCUCCUGAUUCCACACGUUCACAAGACCGAGUGGUAUCUCCUGUCAAACGGUUCCAUAAUACGAGCCUUAGUUUUUGAUAAGUCGGAAGAUCGUCUAUUGAAUUAUCAUGAAUAUUGUUUAGCGAGGGUAAAAAAACAAAAAUAUCUAUUGGUCCACGAGUACCUAUUGGUCCACUGUUUAAAUACAAGUCAAGUAGAAGAAGAAGAAGAGAAGGGAAAACAAGAAGAGGAGGACGACUUAGUAGUGUAUUUUUACGCACUAGUUAUUUCUGUGCCAUUUCUGAUCGCUACGUAUCUUGUGUACUGGCUACUGCCCGAUUUGAAUAAUCUACAUGGUUUAACGCUGCGGGGAUAUGUCGGCUGUAUGGCGAUAACGAACUGCAUUUGUGCGACGACGCAUUUGAUUCCGCAUGAAUGGUUUUCUGAAGUCUUCUGCAUCGUAAUCGCUCUCAUUAUCACCUCUUCAUUUUCGGCAAGUUUCUUCUGGCUAAAUGUGAUGUGCUUCGACAUUUGGUGGACAUUUGGACAAUCCUUUUCAAAUGCAUUUUGUAGACGAAAACCUUGGCCAUUACAAGGAAACAUAAAGCAACGAGAGAAAAAGAGAUUUAUGAUGUAUUCGAUCUAUGUGUGGGGAGGCGCCUUCAUUCAUACUGUCAUUUGUAUUAUAAUGGAUUUUACUUCAAUUCUACCGAAUGACUCUAUCCGGCCAGAAUUCGAUAUGUGUUGGUUCGGUACGGAGACAGCAGAGUUUCUAUACUUUUGGGCACCCAUCAGUAUUAUUAUCGUCUGUAAUAUUUGCCUGUUUAUACACACAGCGUUGAAAAUUCGGAGCCUUAGAAAAAAUAUAGCUCAACAAUUACAAGGUUCGGAAAGUAGGCGUCACGAUGACAAUAGGCAACGGUUCAGCUUAUAUUUGAAGUUGUCCGUGGUAAUGGGUUUAAGUUGGUCUAUGGAGAUUAUAACGUGGUUAAUGGAAAUGCUAUUAAAUAGCCUGCCGGAGUUUAUUGAGGACAUCAGUAACUUAACAAACAUUUUGCAGGGUCUUAUCAUCUUCAUUAUAUGCGUUUGGAAUAAUAAGACCUGGCAUUUGUUGCUCAAACGAUUGGGUUGCCAGGAUCGCGAUUUGUUUUGCAGAAAAUCGACAAAUAGUAAUAGCUCCGAUCCGAUGUCGAUGCAGAAGAUUUCUACAUGCAGUCAAACAUGCCAUGCACAAAAUUCACCUAAUUAAACUUAUUAUUAACACCCCCAGCAAACACAGUCAUAUAACAAUGAUAUUGCCAUAAUAUAACAGAAUGUAAC